This is a messenger RNA of Pseudophryne corroboree (corroboree frog), 7186 nucleotides long. It is a transcript of the gene ATP2B3, whose product is annotated as ATPase plasma membrane Ca2+ transporting 3. Gene Ontology annotation, biological process: calcium ion transmembrane transport; regulation of cytosolic calcium ion concentration. The coding region runs from base 754 to 4482 and encodes 1242 amino acids. Lineage: Eukaryota; Metazoa; Chordata; Amphibia; Anura; Myobatrachidae. The transcript has 23 exons. Gene Ontology annotation, molecular function: PDZ domain binding; ATP hydrolysis activity; P-type calcium transporter activity. The record is from RefSeq and is a predicted model, not a curated record. Gene Ontology annotation, cellular component: plasma membrane; intracellular membrane-bounded organelle.
CCGAGGAGACAGCGGUCGUUCUUUUCCUCUCCAUGAAUAAACAAUCACUUGUUUAGCUCGCAUCCUACUGAAUAUUAACUCCACAUUUCCACUGGCUAGAUGGAGAGGCAGCUGGGCUGAAGGACUUGUGUCUUGUGCUGAUAGCCGUCCUUGAACCUCCCCCUGCUCCCUCUAGCUUUCUGCACUCCUGGGAUGCUGAAAUCUGCAGAUGGGCUACAGCAGAGUUCUGGCUCCAUCCAUGAGGCAAUGUAGUUCUCCAGUAUCAGCUGCUGGAACCAGUUUUACAUCAUUUUCCAGCUUUUUCAUUUUCUUCCUUUGAUUUAGACAAAAGAAAAAUAAGAAAAGCCUAUCCUGGAUUCCUGUCUUCCCUCCCUCCUCCUAUCAUGGCCUGGUUUUCUCAGUGCAGCGGAGAUACGAGGUGUGCUUGCCCCUGACUGGGUAACAACAGCAGUUUGCAACUGAAACUGGAAACAACAACGUCCAUGGAUUGGCCCCCCCACUCAGCUUGGACUCGCAGUGGUGCCUGUGACUGUUAGAUGUGGUUGCAUUCAUGAAUGAAAUCCCCAGUGAGCGUUGUGUUAUGACACCGCCUACAACAAUAAUCUAAACAGGCCCACCAACUAUCUAACACACACACGGAUAUCUAGACCGAAGACUGCGGCUGCCAGUUUUGGGAUAAAAGAGAAUACACACACAUACACCCACACCGAUACCUACAUUCCUUGGGCCAGGAAAUAACACCAGUUCAUCAGGAUGGGAGAUUUGAACAGCUCAGUGGAUUUUUACCCAAAGAACCAGCGGAGAGAACAGAAUCAUGGCGGAGGUUUUGGCUGCACUUUGCAGGAGCUGCGCUCUCUUAUGGAACUGCGGGGAGCUGAGGCCAUUCAAAAAAUACAAGAUAGUUACGGUGAUGUGCAUGGCCUGUGUAGGAGACUGAAGACUUCCCCCACUGAAGGUUUGUCUGAGAACGUAGCGGACUUUGAGAAGAGAAGACAAAUAUAUGGUGUGAACUUCAUACCUCCCAAAAAACCCAAAACCUUCCUGCAGUUAGUCUGGGAAGCCCUCCAGGACGUGACUCUCAUCAUAUUAGAAAUUGCAGCCAUCGUCUCCCUGGGCCUUUCAUUCUAUGCACCGCCAGGAGAACAGAGUGAGAACUGUGGGAAUGUGCAACCUGGAGGCCACGAUGAAGGGGAGUCAGAAGCUGGGUGGAUAGAAGGAGCCGCCAUCUUGUUGUCCGUCAUUUGUGUGGUGUGGGUGACGGCCUUCAAUGACUGGAGUAAGGAGAAGCAGUUUCGGGGGCUGCAGAGUCGCAUUGAACAAGAGCAAAGAUUCUCUGUCAUCAGAAAUGCACAAGUCAUACAGAUCCCUGUGGCUGAGCUCAUCACGGGAGACAUCGCCCAGAUAAAAUAUGGCGACCUGCUGCCCGCAGAUGGAGUUCUGAUCCAGGGGAACGAUCUUAAAAUUGAUGAGAGCUCAUUGACAGGAGAAUCAGACCACGUGCGCAAGUCUGUAGAAAAAGACCCAAUGCUGCUUUCUGGUACCCACGUCAUGGAAGGAUCUGGCAGGAUGGUUGUGACAGCUGUUGGUGUAAACUCACAAACUGGAAUCAUUUUCACCUUGCUCGGAGCCGGUGGAGAGGAAGAGGAGAAGAAAGACAAGAAAGCUACCAAAUCUGCCGUCUCAGCUCACCAUAUCACUGCCGCUAACGCUUUCCUAACAUCCAGCUACAUGAACGGAAAGCAGCAGGAUGGGGCAGUGGAGAAUAUUCAAAACAAAGCUAAAAAGCAGGACGGAGCAGUUGCCAUGGAGAUGCAGCCGCUGAAGAGCGCAGAAGGUGGAGAAAUGGAGGAGAGAGAGAAGAAGAAAUCCAGCGUCCCAAAAAAGGAGAAAUCUGUAUUACAAGGGAAGCUCACCAAGCUGGCAGUGCAGAUCGGAAAAGCAGGUCUGGUGAUGUCGGCAAUUACAGUUAUCAUCUUGGUGCUCUACUUUGUGAUUGAAACCUUUGUGGUGCAGGACAAAGUGUGGCUAGCGGAGUGUACCCCUGUCUACGUGCAGUACUUUGUCAAAUUCUUCAUCAUUGGCGUUACUGUUCUAGUGGUGGCUGUGCCAGAGGGCCUGCCCCUAGCCGUUACCAUCUCUCUAGCCUAUUCUGUCAAGAAAAUGAUGAAGGACAACAACCUUGUACGGCACCUGGAUGCUUGCGAGACAAUGGGCAAUGCCACGGCCAUCUGCUCUGAUAAAACAGGAACUCUGACAACAAACCGGAUGACAGUGGUACAGUCGUACAUGGGAGAUGUCCAUUACAAAGAGAGGCCAGAUCCCAGCAGCCUCAACUCCAAAACCUUGGACUUGCUUGUCAACGCCAUUGCCAUCAAUUGUGCCUACACCAGCAAUAUACUACCUCCAGAAAAAGAAGGAGCGCUUCCCCAGCAGGUAGGCAAUAAAACUGAGUGCGCCCUGCUUGGCUUUGUUCUGGAAUUGCAACGGGACUACCAGCUGGUGCGAGACCAGAUUCCUGAGGAGACGCUCUACAAAGUGUAUACCUUCAACUCUGUCCGUAAGUCUAUGAGCACCAUCGUGUGCCUGCCGAAUGGAGGAUUCAGACUGUACAGCAAGGGAGCUUCAGAGAUCAUCCUGAAAAAGUGUUCAAACAUGUUAAACGGCGUUGGAGAGCUCCGGAGUUUUCGGCCUCGAGACCGGGAUGAGAUGGUGAAGAAGGUCAUAGAGCCGAUGGCAUGCGACGGACUGCGUACCAUCUGCAUAGCCUACCGGGAUUUCCAAGGUGUUCCAGAGCCGGAGUGGGAGAAUGAGAAUGAGAUUGUGGGAGACCUGACUUGUAUUGCUGUGGUGGGCAUAGAAGACCCUGUGAGACCCGAGGUUCCGGAAGCAAUACGUAAAUGCCAGCGUGCUGGUAUCACAGUCCGUAUGGUCACGGGGGAUAAUAUCAAUACAGCACGAGCCAUCGCAGCCAAGUGCGGCAUCAUUCAACCCGGAGAGGACUUCCUGUGCUUGGAAGGGAAAGAGUUCAACCGACGUAUCAGGAAUGAGAAAGGGGAGAUAGAACAGGAACGUCUGGACAAAAUCUGGCCAAAGCUACGGGUCCUUGCCCGGUCUUCGCCUACUGAUAAACACACACUGGUGAAAGGCAUAAUUGACAGCACAAUUGGUGAGCAACGCCAAGUUGUAGCAGUGACAGGAGACGGCACCAACGACGGCCCAGCUCUUAAAAAAGCAGAUGUUGGAUUUGCAAUGGGAUUGGCAGGUACAGAUGUCGCCAAGGAAGCCUCGGAUAUCAUCUUAACGGAUGACAAUUUCUCCAGCAUAGUCAAGGCUGUCAUGUGGGGCCGCAAUGUGUACGACAGCAUUUCCAAAUUCCUACAAUUUCAACUGACGGUCAAUGUGGUAGCGGUCAUCGUGGCGUUUACUGGGGCCUGCAUCACUCAGGACUCACCAUUAAAAGCAGUACAGAUGCUCUGGGUUAAUCUUAUUAUGGAUACAUUUGCUUCGCUGGCGCUAGCGACAGAACCUCCUACGGAAUCACUGCUUCUACGCAAACCUUACGGAAGAAACAAGCCCCUUAUAUCUCGCACCAUGAUGAAGAAUAUACUUGGCCAUGCUGCCUACCAGCUCGUCAUCAUCUUCACGUUGUUGUUUGCGGGUGAAAUCUUCUUUGACAUAGACAGUGGCAGGAAUGCCCCGUUACACUCUCCGCCUUCUGAACAUUACACCAUUAUUUUUAACACCUUCGUCAUGAUGCAGUUGUUCAACGAAAUAAAUGCCCGUAAAAUCCAUGGAGAGAGGAAUGUGUUUGACGGUAUUUUUGCAAAUCCAAUUUUCUGUAGCAUAGUGUUGGGCACUUUUGGAGUCCAGAUUUUGAUUGUCCAGUUCGGAGGGAAGCCCUUCAGUUGCUCGCCAUUAAACGCACAGCAAUGGCUCUGGUGCCUCUUUGUGGGAGUGGGGGAGCUUGUCUGGGGACAGCUCAUUUCCACCGUUCCCACCAGCCAUCUCAAGUGCUUGAAAGAAGCGGGGCAUGGGCCUGGAAAGGACGAAAUAACGGAUGAGGAGAUGGCUGAGGAUGAAGAAGAAAUUGACCACGCAGAGCGAGAGCUGCGACGUGGCCAAAUCCUUUGGUUCCGUGGCUUGAACCGAAUCCAAACACAGAUCCGGGUGGUGAAAGCAUUCCGUAGUUCCCUCUACGAAGGCCUAGAGAAACCUGAUUCCAAGACCUCCAUUCACAAUUUUAUGACAACACCUGAGUUUCUGAUCAACGAUUAUAUCCAUAAUAUCCCCCUUAUUGACGACACAGAUGUGGAAGAUAGUGAGGAGCCUCCAGGCAAGGUGCUGUGGUCCAUUCCUCCCCCUUCUCCAAACAAGAACAACAAUGCUAUUGAUAGUGGCAUUUACCUAACCACAGACACCAGCAGGUCGGCUGCCUCUUCCAAUCCUGAAAGUCCUUUGCACAGCGUGGAGACAUCUCUCUAACAGAAUACCAAAUUCCACCACCAUGACCACGACAAGACAGCAGGACUUUCAUAUUUGCUGCUGUGCCAGCAGAGCCAACAUUCACAGCUGAAAUAGUUUAGAUGUACUCUACAUCACAAAAAGAAAAACACUAAGGUUAACUAAGACCAAAAUGUAUGAAUAACCCUAUUAUUUAUUUGUAUACUCGCAAACAAGAAGAAAAAGAUUCAAUAUUAAUUGGGGGGCGAUUUUACGCAUCCAUGCCGAUCCAUUGCUUCAUAUCUUGUAGCCAGAAGCAAGAUCUCUAGUCCUGUAAAUCCUUCAAUAAAACAAAGACAAAAAAAAUAUUUAUCAGUGAAGUUAUUUUUGCUCCACUUGGGACAUUGUUUUGGAAAUAAUGUCCUGUUCAAACUUUUAAAAGUGUGUAAAUCAUAAAAAUCUCAUCAUGCUUAUGUAAUGCUUUAUACUGGUCUUUAAAUACCAGGAGCAAAUAAAUACGCCUGCAUAGUUAGAGAUGAAAAACAUUUGUGGCUUUCAGGAAAAGCUCAAAUGUAAAUGGUAGAUUAAAAUUUUUGAAGAGUCAAUUAUUUUCUUACACCAAUGUUGCCAUUUUUUAUUUAUAAUGUGAAGUCUCAUCAUUUUUGCAAACUUAUAAUUAUUUUGUUCUGUAGUCGGACAGUUAACCUUUGUAAGACGAAUGUAGCAAAUUAAAUUAUUUAUUAGCUACAUAAAAAUUAUUUUAAGAACAUCCUGCAACAUCUUUAGUUAUAUACACUUAUUUUGUGUUAAACAAAUCCCCCAAAUUCUUGUAAAAAAAAAGAACAACAAGAGAUUGGAUUUAUUAGAAGAGAAACAGCUCUAAUCUGGAAAACUCUAAAUAUUUUCUUUAAAAAAAAACCCAUGAUCAUCACAUUUAGCUCUGCAAGUAUAUAGCAGAAUUGUUGAUAAAACCAAUUUAAGGGCGCCUUUGUGUAUUCAUUUUAAAAAAGCAUGACAUAGUCAAGAUUAGACUAUAUAUUAUAGCAGAGUAAAUAUGAUAAAACAUUAUUACUAUUAUACACUGCAUGGAUUUUUACAUCUCUGCUACUCUUUUUAAUUUUUUUGUAAUUUUUCGUAACAAAAUUUAUUUUAGACUGACCCUGAACCAUUUGCUCCAUAAAUGCAUUUUUAUCAUUUACAAAUGUGUCUGUUCAAACCUAUUUUUCUGCAUGAACAAUCUGCUUUCAUUGGGUAAGAAAGUACAUACUGUAAGAUCUGUGUGCCUAGUUGUCUGGAGAGGUAGUAGACCACUGCAAUAACAAAACAUCAGUAUAUCACCCUAGGAGUCACUUCUAUGCAUUGUGUUGCUACAAUUACAUAGUAUUUUUGUUGCAAUUAAAAUAAUUUGCAAUAUACAGUAAAAACUCCCUCAAGAUAAAGUAAAUUUAAUUGCAACUAUUAAUAAUGAUGACAUACGGACACAAACAACAAUGGAGACUGUGAUACUGUUGAAGGAAUAAUGUGCAAACUGGAGAGAUUGUCCUGCAUUGUACAGCAUCCUGCCCAACACCCAUUGGACUGUUAAGUGCUUUGAAAUUAUAAAAAGAACUUGUGCUGCUUGAGAACUAGGGAAAAUAAGGCGAAGCCUCCAGCCCCGGUGUUUUUUAAGGAUGCCUCCUAGAACUGAAAAAAAUCACUUUUUCAUUAAAUAUAAGCCAUGGGAAAUCCUGCUAUUUAAAUUUUAAAUGCCAGCUUCCUUUUUUUUUCUUUUUUUCUGCUCCAGGGUUAUUGCACAAAACAAGGAAUUUGAUUCACAGUUGCUAAUUCAUGCAAGGUGAAUGAAAAAAAGUCUGUUUCUGUAGCUUUAUAGGAGCAAUAUAUCCGAUAAAAUCAGUUGAUUUACAAAAACAUUACGGAUUUUUUAAAAAAUCAAGACAGGAUCUUUUUAAAGAUUUUUUAUUUAAUUUUAACAUCUGUGCAAUACCCAUGGUAACACUCAGAACUACCAGCUCUAGAUGGUUUAAGCCAUUUAUUUAUGUUGAAAGUUUGCAAUGAAGUAAAUGCUUAAGAAUAAUACAAUAAUAAAAACCUGAAAAAAAGAGAAAAAGCAAAAACAAAGUAAAAACACGCAACUUUGUUUCUUUCAGCAUACGAGUGUAACAAAAGAUAUUUAAAAACAAAGAAAGUGGUGUUUAAUUUGAAAAAAAAUAUAUAUAAAAUGUGUAAUAUUGUUCAUUUGCAGGCUUCUUUUCAUUCAAUAUUGUAGAUAUAUUGAUAGAAUAAAUGAUACAAAGAAUUAUAUAUUUAAAAACCAAAAAAAGAAAAAAAAAACACAAAAAAAUGAUAACAAAAAGCCACUACUGCUGUACAAAUCUGCCAAAUGUAAGCGUGCUUUGCUUAUUAUUUUAUUGGGUGGGUAUGUAGGUGGGGAUUGGGAGCAGUGCAAUAUGUUAAUGCUGUCUUUUUAUUUUAUUUUUUAAUAAAGAGAAAUGCUUGUACAUUUUUCAGGGUGGGGCUUAAAAACUCAUAUUGGGAGGCCUCUCUGAAGCAUAUACUGUAUUGAAUGGCUGAUUUUGUUCAAAUUGCUACAUAAUGUUAAAAUUUUACCUGCCUGUUAUAAAAAAAAGUUAUAUAUGAAAGAACAACACCCUGUAUAGCAUAAACAAGUCUGUAUCGAAAUUUCAAAUCUAAAUAGGCAAAAACUCUGUCUGUAUAAAGAAAAAUAUGAAACUAUUCUACAAGCUCA